AUGGCCGGUGGUGCGGAACGUUUCGUACUUGGCACUAGCGUUAAUAAAAGCCAAGUGCGGCCGCGGGUUGCGCCUAACUUAUCGGUUGGUCUACGCGCGGUGAAGAUGUUCAAUCAGCCGACGCAACACGUGUUAAUCGCUGCGUUAGUGUGUCUAGUGUACGGUACCAGUGAGUUUCCUGAAUACACCAAAUUCCCACCAACGCCGUUGGUUUGCAUCACCAGUGGUUGCAUCAUCGGGAAGAACCGGGACGGCUUGGAGGGAAACCAGUACGAAGCCUAUUUCGGGAUACCGUACGCCAAGCCGCCGCUCGGAAAGCUGAGGUUCAGAGACCCUGUUCCGGUCGAAUCCUGGGUUGGAUAUUACGAUGCCACCUACGAGCGCAGUAAAUGCAUGCAGAAAAUCAAUUCACACCCGUUAUCGCAGGUGGAAGGAAGUGAGGAUUGUCUGUAUCUGAAUCUGUACAGACCGAAGUACAUCAUGGACCCGCUGCCGGUAAUCGUCUACAUCCACGGAGGCAGCUACGCUUCCGGAUCCGCUUCAGUGGCCGAGUACGGCCCCGAACGGCUGAUGAACACCCGCAAGGUGAUUGUGGUCGUGCUUCAGUACCGUCUCGGUGCGUUCGGGUUUCUGUCUACCGAAGACGACUGCGCGCCCGGCAACUACGGUCUCAAGGAUCAAAGUCUGGCGCUGCGAUGGGUUCAGCAAAACAUUCAGAAGUUCGGUGGCGACUCCAAGCGCGUUACGCUGGUAGGUCAAAGUGCCGGCGGCGCGGCCGUUCAGCUGCAUAUGAUGUCACCGUUGAGUAGAGGCACAUUUUCCAAAGCGAUCAGCAUGAGUGGAAGCGCGAUAGGCUACUGGAACUAUAACAUCGAUCAAGCGAGGGUUGCACGCAGACAGGCAGCCGUUCUUGGAAUUCCUGACGCGUACACAAUACCCGCCACGCAACUGAUCGACCAGUUACGCGCGGUGGAUGCCAUCGAGCUGGCUAAAAGUAUUGACCGACUGAAAUACUUCUACGUGCAUCCAACGGCACUGUAUCAGCCCGUCGUAGAGCGGCACGUGACAAAUGCAACAUUCAUGCCCAGAGAACCACGAGCUCUGUGGGCGACGGGGAAAUUUGAGAAGGUUCCCUGGGUUACGGGCUUCCUUCCCAAUGACGGUGCCGCUGACUCACUGGGCAUAGUGUCCAACGUUACUUUGCUCGAGCAGCUUAACGAAAAAUCCCGGAUUUACAUUCCACGUCUGGCCGGAGGAGACGCUGGCCCACGGUCGACGCAGAUGUUGAAGGAACGUUUCUUUAACGAUAGUGCUUCCAGAGAACAUUGGUUGACAAAGGACAAUUUUUUGAACAUACAAAAUUUGCUCACAGAGUCAACGAUGCAUUAUCCAAUAAUCCUAGGUGUAAAGCAGCAUACCGCGUUAAAAAGCUCCAAAAGGGCACCUGUCGGUGUGUAUUAUUUUAAUUUCAAAGGUCGGCACUCGAAUUCCUACCUGUACACCUAUACGAGGGAAGAUUUUGGGGUGUGCCAUGCGGAUGAACUGUUGUAUCUGUUCCGAAACACUGCACUUGCACCCGAUUUUGCCACCGGAUCGCCCGAGUACGUUAUGGCGAAAGCAUUCGUAGAUUACAUCGUCAAGACGGCCUACGAAGGUGUCGUUGGUCCAACGUGCGAACGGGACGAUUGUCAACUGCUGGAAUUCGUCAACUCGGACGAUACGAAGGCUCCAGUCGAACUGAACCUGUACAACGGUUUCGACGAAGAAAUGUUCCAGUUUUGGCGAAAGUUCUAUCGGUUGCAAGGAAUCUACUCUCCACCUGAGCGUCACGUGCAAGUUGCUUUACUCGGACCGAUAUUGCUGGUUUGUUGUAGUGCCUCGGAUGAUACUAUUCGGCCGAAUGGACCGCGCACCUGUUUAGCGGACGGUGGAUGCCUUCAGGGGCGAUACUUUAGCAGCCAAAAGGGAACCCGGUACGAAGCUUAUUUGGGUGUUCCGUAUGCAAGGCCUCCGAUCGGUGAGUUACGAUUCAAAAAUCCUCAACCCCUCGAACCGUGGACCGGGGUUUACAAUGCGACCUAUGAGCGUGAUAAGUGUGUGCAGAAAAAUGACCUCUGGCCUAAUGCAGCAGUGGAAGGGAGUGAAGAUUGUUUGUACAUGAACAUAUACAAGCCCGAGUUUCCUAAAAAUCCAGAUAGGCCUUUAGCAGUGAUGGUGUACAUUCAUGGCGGAGGAUACUUUGCCGGAUCAGCAUCGAAGGGUGAGUUCGGACCGGAUCGUUUCAUGGACAACGGAGAGGUUAUUAUAGUUGUGAUGCAAUAUCGGCUGGGAGUGUUCGGGUUUCUGUCUACCGGUGAUCAGGUAGCCACAGGUAACUACGGUUUGAAGGAUCAAAGUGCUGUGCUGAAAUGGGUUCAGAAGAACAUUGCGCAGUUUGAAGGCGAUCCGACGCUGGUAACGUUGUUUGGACAAAGCGCAGGUGGUUCAUCGGUGCAGAUGCACAUGAUGAGUGAUCUGAGUAAAGGAUUGUUUUCCCGUGCGGUUAUCAUGAGUGGAAGUGCGCUCGGAUUCUGGCAUCAACCUGUUGAUAAUCCACUGGAAUUUGCUCAGCAACAAGCCACUGCCGUAGGAAUUCAAUCAGCCAGCACAAUGUCCUCGGAAGAGUUGGUACAAGCUUUACGUCAGGUCGACGCUCUUGAACUAGGUGGAAGUAUUGAUAAACUUAAGUUUUGGCACAUAUUUCCGUUGGUCGUUUACCGUCCGGUUGUGGAGAAACACGUUGACGAUGGUACGUUCAUUAGCCAAGAUCCUCGUACGCUUUGGGCAACCGGAGCGUACCAUCAAAUUCCAUGGAGAAUUGGUUAUGUUCCGAACGAAGGAGCGUUUGCGUCGUUGGCUCUUAUCACCAAUACAUCGCUGAUCGCUGAUCUUAAUAAGCACGCUGAUUCAUAUAUUCCUCGGAUGUUCGGCGUCAAAGAAGAUGAUAAAUCACGGAGAAUGCUUAGACAAAGAUUCUUUCCCGAUGGAACCGACCAGGACUGGAUAACUGUUGCAAAUUAUGCCAACCUCCAACACCUUUUUAGCGAAGCAUUCAUCACCUAUCCAGUGGCGUUGUCGGUCAAGCAACAUAUUGCUAGCACUGUCAAAAAUAAAUCACCAAUCGACGUGUACUACUUCAGCUUCAAGGGCGAUCACUCACAUUCGAAAUACUUUUCGCAGACAGAUACGGAUUUCGGGGUGUGCCAUUCGGAUGACCUAUCCUAUCUCUACCGCUCCAAGGAUCUGUUCGAGGAUUUCGAACCGAACUCUUCGGAGCUCGCAAUGGCAACACAACUAGUCGAUUAUUACGUCAAAUUCGCUUACGAUGGAGUAACGAAUGAGAGCUGUAAACAAGACUGUGACAUACUGGAGUUCACUAACUCCAACGAUCCUAACAAACCAGUUGAAACCCGCACUAAGAAAGGAUUCGACGAACAAAUGGUCGCAUUUUGGAGUGAAAUCUACGACUGGUCAUAAUUUUUCCGCUACGCUAAGGUAUACAUACGAUAAAAGUAAAAAAAGACUAUAAAUUUACGAUUUAGAUUUAAAUUCUUGAUACAAAAUAUGACCUCAGGCGUUCGCACGCAUCAAGUAAUUAUAGUGUAAGUCUUUGAUUGUCCUUCUAAAGAGCAUAGUCUUUCUCGUAGAAAGCAGAACCGAAUAGUUUGGUUGCGUCGCAGCCGGCUAUUUAGCUAUCAUUCUCGACAUUCUCUCAAAAUAUACAAAUGAUCCGGUUUGCUUCAUUUUUCUCACUCUCAUUAUCACUAUUCUAAAUCAAACAUACAAAUAAAAUAAAAUUAAAAAAAACAUGUAAGGCAAAGAAAACUAUGGCUGAAAUGCAAACUUCAGUAAAGUAGAAGCAAUGAUUAGAUUUAGAGGCACAAAACUUCAUGCCUUUUCACAUUUUCCGCUAAAAUUAAGCAAAAAAAAAUAAAAUUCAAAAUUCUUUUUCCCCUUCCCUACAUUAAAAGAACACUAUAAAAGAAAAUAUGAGAAUAAUAUGUAUUGCCUUUGGUACCGUACGUUCGCUGUUGUGAUUUGCCUCGCUCCC
This is a messenger RNA of Sabethes cyaneus, 4090 nucleotides long. RefSeq lists its product as uncharacterized. The record is from RefSeq and is a predicted model, not a curated record. Lineage: Eukaryota; Metazoa; Arthropoda; Insecta; Diptera; Culicidae. The transcript has 11 exons. The coding region runs from base 1 to 3516 and encodes 1171 amino acids.